This is a messenger RNA of Dioszegia hungarica, 936 nucleotides long. RefSeq names its product NUDIX hydrolase domain-like protein. Bases 1 to 936 code for a protein of 311 amino acids. Lineage: Eukaryota; Fungi; Basidiomycota; Tremellomycetes; Tremellales; Bulleribasidiaceae. The transcript is spliced from 8 exons. Gene Ontology annotation, molecular function: coenzyme A diphosphatase activity; acetyl-CoA hydrolase activity. The record is from RefSeq and is a predicted model, not a curated record. Gene Ontology annotation, biological process: coenzyme A catabolic process.
AUGCCCGGCUCGAAUCCCGUUCCGCUAGAAUCGCUUCUUCUGCCGCUGAAGCCCGAGUCGCUCCAGUUUACGCAGUAUGAGCCGACCAAGCUUACUCGGAGGAUACCGAGGAAGCGGACGGCCGCGGUCGCUAUCUGUCUGUUCGUUGGUAGAUUAGGGGAUCUAUAUGUCUUGCUAUCGACCCGGGCAGACAAUAUGCGGUCCUAUGCCUCAGAUACGGCUCUUCCGGGUGGGAAGUAUGAAGAGGGGGACAAGAAUGAGGAGUGGACAGCGAGAAGAGAGGCAUACGAGGAGAUUGGCCUCCCUCAAGAUCCAGAACAGGUCCGGUGUCUCUGCCUCUUGGACCCCUUUCUCACAGGCAAUGGCCUCAUCGUCACCCCCGUAGUCCUCCUCAUCAUCAGCACCUCCAUCAACCCCAUCCUCAAUCCCUCCGAGGUCCAACACCUAUUCUCCAUGCCGCUCCCCUCAUUCCUCUACUCCCACCCGUCCAAGAUCCCCGGAUGGCACUUCGGCAUCUCUACCCGCGUCGCCGCCGCCGCGUCCGCUCUCGCUCCAGGCGGGCUGGUCAUCCCCCCUCCGCCCCCGAUACCUUAUGCGGAGCAAGGGGAGGCGGGCGUCGUAGGCGGGGGCGAAGGGAGGUAUUAUGGGUAUAGGGAUAUCGAGUGGGGUCCGGGAACAGUGAGGAUGCAUCGGUUUCUGACGGGUAGGGAGGGGACGGGGGUCAAGCCGGUGUAUGGGCUGACUGCUGCUAUUCUGAUCAGAGCCGCGGUGGUGGGGUACGACCAGAAGCCCGAGUUCGCAAUGACCGCGCCUACGCAAAAGACCAUGGUCGAGCGAAUAGAGUAUGAGGUCCGGCAUGGAUCGGGUCCACUAAGGAGAGCUAUCGAAGCUGAGGGAAUGUCCGAGGACUGGGUAGAUCCAAAGGCAAAGUUGUAA